AUGGUUACCUUGAGGAGUUCUGACGGAUGGUCUUUUGAGGUUGAAGAAGUUGUUGCUCUUCAAUCUCAGACCAUUAAGCGUUUGAUUGAAGACAACUGUGUUGAUAUUCCUUUACCCAAUGUUACCAGCAACAUUUUGGCUAAAGUUCUUGAAUAUUGUAAGAAACAUGUGGCUGAUAUUCCCAAAGGGGAUGAUGGUAAAGAAGUUGCAGAUAGGAAGAGAGGUAAUCAUGGGAGAUUUCAGAAUAAUAAGCGUGUUUCUACAGCAAGCACUUCCAAUUCGGAGUUAAUGAAGCGAUGUAACCAACUUCUAUCUCGUUUGAUGAAACAUAACUACGGAUGGGUUUUCAAUGCUCUAGUGGACACAGUGCGGUUGGGAAUUCCAGAUUAUUUUACGAUUAUCAAGCAUCCAAUGGAUUUGGGGACGGUUAAGUCUAAGAUUGCUAAAGGUGAGUAUACGAGUCCGUUCGGAUUUUGUGCUGAUGUGAGGCUCACAUUCUAUAACGCUAUGACCCACCUGGGCAUGAGGUGGAAAGCUAUCGAGAAGAAACUUCUAUCAGUGCCACUGCAACUGGAUGUUGCUAGAGGCACAUUAGCCGCCAAAUCUAUUCCACCAUCAAAGAUGCAAAUCUCAUCUCCAGGUCAUGAGAGGAUAAUGACUGGCUUGAAAAACUUAAGUUUGACUGAAGAUUUGGAAUCUAUGACUGACUUGGAAAAACAUAAAUUGGCUGAAGAUUUGGAAUCUAUAACAGACCUCCCGUCAUAUCUGAUUGAAUUCCUAAGAAAACAAAGUACUAGCCAAACUGCUGAUGAUGAUGAGCUCGAGAUUGAUCUUGAAAAUAUGACUGGUGAUACAUUCUUCACAUUAAGGAAGCUUGUGGAUGACUCAAUGCAGGAUCAACGAGAGAAUCAAAGAAAAGUUGUUCCUUGCAUUACAAAGAAUAUGAAUGUGUCAGGGAAUGGGGUUUCAUCUACGCAACCAAGCAAAGGUAAUGAUCCUAUGAAUGAGGAUGUUGAUAUUCUGUGGGAAUGA
Messenger RNA from Papaver somniferum (opium poppy), 1032 nucleotides. RefSeq names its product transcription factor GTE8-like. Gene Ontology annotation, molecular function: protein binding. The coding region runs from base 1 to 1032 and encodes 343 amino acids. Gene Ontology annotation, biological process: ubiquitin-dependent protein catabolic process. The record is from RefSeq and is a predicted model, not a curated record. The transcript is spliced from 5 exons. NCBI's taxonomy places the organism in Eukaryota, Viridiplantae, Streptophyta, Magnoliopsida, Ranunculales, Papaveraceae.